This is a messenger RNA of Myripristis murdjan (pinecone soldierfish), 753 nucleotides long. It is a transcript of the gene nxt2, whose product is annotated as nuclear transport factor 2-like export factor 2. NCBI's taxonomy places the organism in Eukaryota, Metazoa, Chordata, Actinopteri, Holocentriformes, Holocentridae. Gene Ontology annotation, biological process: nucleocytoplasmic transport. The record is from RefSeq and is a predicted model, not a curated record. The coding region runs from base 167 to 598 and encodes 143 amino acids. The transcript has 4 exons.
CGGGUCAUCCCAGGAAGUAAUGCGUACUGCAGAAUGGUUGUGAUGUUAGCUGCCAGCUAGCAUAAAUUAUCUACAAAAAGGAAAGCUGUUUAAAGUGAAUAAUUGGAAAAAAUACUGUCCUUACAUGUUUUGGUGAUUAAAACAUUUUUAUUCAGUGCUGGUACUCAUGGCGUCUACACUGGAUUUCAGGACCCUUGUGGACCAGUCGUGCGAGUAUUCAGAGGCGUUUGUCACUAUUUAUUAUGACAGCAUGGACAAGAAACGGAGGAAUCUGACGCGGCUCUACCUGGACAAGGCGACCUUGGUGUGGAAUGGAAAUGUAGUGUCGGGCCAGGAUGCUCUUGGCGACUUUUUUGAGACGCUACCAUCGAGCGAGUUUCAGAUUCAGACACUGGAUUGUCAGCCUGUCCACGAACAAGCAACUCAAGGCCAGACCUCACUGCUUGUGGUGACUGGUGGAACUGUAAAGUUUGAGGGGAACAAACAGCGCUUCUUCAACCAGAACUUUCUUCUAACCGCUCAGUCUUCACCCAACAGUGACCAGCCCGUUUGGAAGAUUGCCAGUGACUGUUUCCGUUUCCAGGACUGGAACAGCUGAGGCUCCAUUGACCUGUUUAAAUUUUUUUUUUUCCUCCACUGUACUUGUCGGCUUAUCAGUGAUGAUUAUGUAAAAUUAAAAUGCAGUUUAGUUUUUGAUUGUCAAUACAAUGUUUUGUAAUAAUAAUAAUAAAAAUAAAAAAGAGACAGACAACA